Molecule: messenger RNA, 243 nt
Organism: Protopolystoma xenopodis
Lineage: Eukaryota; Metazoa; Platyhelminthes; Monogenea; Polystomatidea; Polystomatidae
Source: the annotation of a GenBank genome assembly
AUGAGGCAAAUUGGGUGUGGCAGAUCUGCCGAGUUCGUGCAUCACUCUCGUCCUACACAUGAGCAAGCAGAGCCCAAAUACAUUUUUGCCACCAAAUCUGAUAUCGUUAAUCAAUUUGCACUCAACCGGAGGGUUGAAGGGCAAUUGGGCAUCCGCUAUCUAUUCGCAGGGUGGCCCAAGCCUGGAGCGACAAAAGUAGCGCUGAAUACAGGACGACGAACUGUCCACACUUUCGGCAGAUGA